Paramormyrops kingsleyae is the source of this 1261-nucleotide messenger RNA. RefSeq names its product mitochondrial transcription termination factor 4 (gene mterf4). Gene Ontology annotation, biological process: regulation of DNA-templated transcription; DNA repair; DNA recombination. The record is from RefSeq and is a predicted model, not a curated record. NCBI's taxonomy places the organism in Eukaryota, Metazoa, Chordata, Actinopteri, Osteoglossiformes, Mormyridae. Gene Ontology annotation, cellular component: Holliday junction helicase complex. Gene Ontology annotation, molecular function: double-stranded DNA binding; four-way junction helicase activity; ATP binding.
UCUGAAUUAAACACGAUGAUGUAUGAAUGUGAUCAUAAAAUGUAAAAACCGACGCGAGUCUUUAAUCCCCGGAACUAAAAGUGCGACAAGAGUUUCCAGCCGGACAUAUUUUCAGCUGGACCGGCAUGGUUUUACGGGUGUGCAUACAGCGGGUGUUCCGAUGGACCUGCCGGAUAACACCAGAGCCAUUUUUCUUUCGCUGUACGCGUGCUGUCAGUUUUGAGAAGCGGAAUGGGAGCCUGUCAGUUUUUAUGCUCAGGCGUAUUUGCUCUAAAUCCGAUGGUGUGCUUCAAGAGAUUGACAGCCGGCUGCAGAAGCCUUUACGUCGGCCUGUCAGGGAGGAGGUACUGCCAGCCCUAGUACAGCUCGGUUUCUCAGAAGAUCAGGCUGAACUGCUCCUGAAUGGAGCCUGCAAUAACCGAGCCGGUCAAACGGUGGCGCUGCACCUGUGCGGCAUUUCACACCUGGUGUCCCUAGGCCUCAAGUCUUCGAGCAUCCUGAAGGUUCUUGAGAAGUGUCCCAAACUGUAUCGGGUGAAGGGCACACAGAUGCAGCAGCGAAUCGACAAUCUACGAAAGCUGGGAUUAGUGGAAGGCAGCCUGCAGAGGGUGAUCAGCCAGUGUCCAACACUCCUUACUCUGCCCCCAAAGAGGUUAAACCUGGUGUGCCGCUGUCUGCAGGAGAAGUGCCUCUUCACCAGCCAGCAGGUCACAGAGAUACUGCGGGACUUCCCGAGCACCAUGCUGGAGGAUGCCGCCCAGCUCGAGUACAAGUUUCAGUAUGCCUAUUUCCGCAUGGGGCUCCGACAGGCUGAGAUGGUGCGUUCCGGACUGUUCCGCGUCUCGCUGGAGGACCUCAGCUGCCGGCACAGCUUCUUGGAGCGCCGCGGCCAGUACCAGACGCCCGACAAGAAAGGGCAGACUCGCAUCGCGAACCCCAGCCUCAAAGACGUCAUCUGUCCAUCAGAGGACACGUUCCUUAGCCGAGUUGCCCAGGCAACGCAAGAGGAGUUUGAAGUGUUCCGGAAGCUGCUGGUAAGGGAGCAGGAGGCGGAGGAGGAGGAUGAGGAAGAGCUGCAGUUGAUCAGCGAAGAGGAAGAUAGUGAAGCGGAAGAUGAAGAUGUGGAAGGGCACGGAAGCGAGAAGAGGAGAAGCACAAACCAUCGAAGGAGAGGAAAAUGAGUGAGACGGGGCGAUAUAGGGGAGAGAAAAAGAUUGUACAAUAAAAUAAAGGCAAAAUAAAUCGGAAGAGAAAUUCAGUU